AUGUCGACCCCCUCAGCGUCGCGCAUUGUACUACUCGCUGCCCACUUCGCUGCCAGAUCAAACAUUGAUGGCUUGGCAGCGCUUGCGGCUCACUACACCAAGGUCCUAAGGCAGGACUUGCUACUACGAAUACUCCUUACAUGUCUACCUGAAACCCUACCUCCAAGUCAAUACGUUUCCCUCAUACAACGAGUCGUAUCGGGAAGCUUGGAAACAGAUAUCGAUCCGCGAGAGGUUGAUUGGUCUUCAGUACACGACAUUACCGAUGACGAGGCUGCUAAGAAAGUUCGCAAGCUACGAUUGCUUCCCCUUGCUUGGGAUGACACCCCCAAACCCAAACUACAAGAUACUGUGACUCUUUUUUUGAUCCGUCGUGCGCACCGCGUUGACGAAGAAGCCGGCCUGCUGACCCAACUACCCGACUUAAUUGUACCGUUCCUCGACCAUGCGCCCUCCAUUCGAACAUGGAUGGUUUCUGUUCUUCUCCCUCUCCUUCGGCGAAAUCACGAAUACUACCCACAUCACCCUAUCGCUCAAACCCUGUCUUCAUUCGACCGUAUGAACGAUCGAGCCGCCGUAGAUUUACUACUAUCACAAACUGGCAUUCGUCAAGAGGACCUGCCACAUGUCGGAAGAGAUCUUCGUGGACUAAUAGGGCCAUGGCUAUAUAAUGACGCAAGGUGGGUUCGUGGCGAUGAAAAUGGACAGUCUUUGGACGCUGGUCAGUUCCUGACUACCACCUGCCCUGGGUGGGAACGGGUCCUCGAGUGGAUUACAACGCAAGCUUCAAAAUCGUGGAGAGUUGCCGUAAAAGCUAUUGGCCAAUGGGAUGGCCCAGGGGACGUCGACUUGGGUGGUUACUCUUCUAUAUGGCUACAAGACCACGAGCAAGAGUAUCUGGAACAGAGGUAUGCUCGAGCUGCGCUGGCCUCGGCAUAUCUAGUCCCAGAGGCAUCAAUCGAAGCUUUAACGGGCAUCAAUAGCAUUAUUACAAAAAUUAUGGCACUGCUAGACCAAGAUCCCUGCCCGACGUUACAAGUUGCUUCAUCCCUGCUCCCACCAUUCACUGAUCCAAAUGGAGAGGAUAUUCUCUGCGCCAAGAACGCCACCUAUAUGCGCAAUAACCUACUCGCCGAGUCGAAUAUACUCACUGCUCCAAACGAGACCUCUACGCAGCUUUUGCACACUUUGACUCUCAGCGCUUUUAUUCUAGCAAAAGCAGGGGUCCCAUGCACGAUUAGAAGAGCUGGAGAGUUAGCCUUUCUACAAGAUGAACGAGAGCAGAAGGUCGAGGUCACGAAAUUUAUCCAUUCGCUCGGUGGUAAUGGACCUAAAAGCGAUGAUAAAUACUGGAUCAGGGCAAGAAACGAACUCUUAUGGCUUCGAGAUUGGGGUGCGGAAGAGGCUAGCGAUUCUCCCGACGUUCGAAUUCAAGGGGUUUUCGGUCAACUCGAAAAGGAAUUCCUUGAAGUUGAAUGUCUCAAAGCAUUUUUAAGCAAUACCCGUUAUUCUCUGGCAAGAUCCAUAUAUGAGGACGCACCUGAAAAGCCUUUAGACAGUAAUGUUCUAAGGGAUACUAUUAUAUCGUCGGCAAUGAAUGCCUAUGAUAACGCCUCCAACCCUCAUCGCGGACGCGGCGGUCUUCUCAGAUGCGAUGAUAUAAUACACGCAUUUCCCAAGACCUUAGGGGAGGCGCACCCGGCAUCUAUAAGAAUCGAAGCGCUCUUGAAGGCCACACAUGCGCUCAGUGAAUACCGUCUUAUCCUCAAAAAAGGAGAGCCGUUCACGCCAGUAGUGCUACGGGUCCACAACGAUCCCAUUUCCAUCGUUGAGAAAGUGUUAGAGCAGAAUCCCAAGAGCUACACUCAAAUACAGGAUUUUCUCGAAAUUGGGUCCAAUAUGGUGGAUGCCGGCCUGCUGACCCGUCCCAAGGUUGAUGGAUCGCAAUCAGUGGUAGAUCAAGCAUGGCAAAGAUCUAUAGUUGAAAAGCGAAUCACGGCUAUGAGUGUAGAUGCUGCCCUCACAGAGGAUGAUUUCGAGACGGCAUAUUCUUAUGUUGUCAACCGCCUCGCUUCGGAUACUGAUGCACCCCCGGCAACAAAAGAGGAUGGGGUUGUGCCAAAUGGCAUCUUCUCGAGAUCUAACAUAGCUCUCGUGACGGAUGACUACUCGUGGAAAGCUGCGUUACAAGCGGGUAAGUACCGUCGUACAGCACGCACCGUAAAACCUACGCACAUCGGAACCGCUAGUGGAAAUCUCGAUAUCCGACACCUCGAGCAACGAAUAGAGUGCUUGGCAACGGCACUUCGUAUUGCGCCGACCGCAACACUUCAAGAGAUCCUGAACGUCUUCCGUAAAUGUGAGGAGGAGUUGAAUGCUGCUGUGAAAGCGGAAGAAGAGCAGGAGUCAGCUUGGGAUGACCAGGGCGACCUACAAGUCAUGCCAGGUGCAUUUAGCAGUACUGUGCCAGCCGGUGUUAUAAGGGCCACAACAACAAAGUCUUCUCGACACGUUGAAGAAGCCCCAAUGUCGCUCUUCGAUCUAUCGCGAGCGAGUAUUACCAGAGCGCAACGAAACCUCACAGCGUUGUCUAGUUUGCAGCGUAGCGAAAAUGCAAGGUCGGACGAGAAUAGCAGCCAAGGAGGGGAUGGAUCGAAUCACCAGAGAGUGCGUAAGAGAGAUCAAUUAAGAGAGGCCGCAGUCGGGACUUUGGCGUCGGGGGUUGGGUGGCUAAUUGGAGCACAGCCUAUUGAUAGGAGUGGUGAGAGGAGUUAG
Hypoxylon trugodes is the source of this 2775-nucleotide messenger RNA. RefSeq names its product secretory pathway Sec39. The record is from RefSeq and is a predicted model, not a curated record. The transcript is spliced from 3 exons. Gene Ontology annotation, biological process: retrograde vesicle-mediated transport, Golgi to endoplasmic reticulum. The coding region runs from base 1 to 2775 and encodes 924 amino acids. NCBI's taxonomy places the organism in Eukaryota, Fungi, Ascomycota, Sordariomycetes, Xylariales, Hypoxylaceae.